Schizophyllum commune H4-8 is the source of this 1869-nucleotide messenger RNA. Its product is annotated as GTP-binding protein lepa. Gene Ontology annotation, cellular component: mitochondrion. The transcript has 11 exons. The record is from RefSeq and is a predicted model, not a curated record. Bases 1 to 1869 code for a protein of 622 amino acids. Gene Ontology annotation, molecular function: mitochondrial ribosome binding; GTP binding; GTPase activity. NCBI's taxonomy places the organism in Eukaryota, Fungi, Basidiomycota, Agaricomycetes, Agaricales, Schizophyllaceae. Gene Ontology annotation, biological process: positive regulation of translation.
AUGACUGCGACGUUAUUCGGUGCGUGGGCAGAGCUUAGGACUACGCUGAUUUCUGACCGAGUGCCUAGGAACUUCUCUAUAAUCGCCCACAUUGCCAGAGUGCGCGCCACAUCGCUUAUAACCCGCUUCCAGAUGACCGGCACCAUACAGAAGAAGCAAUCCGGCAAGAACGAGCAGGUCCUUGACAAACUCAAAGUCGAGCGUGAGCGCGGAAUUACAGUGAAGGCGCAAACAGCAACCAUGUUCCACGACGUCGACGGCCGGCGACAUAUGCUGAACCUCAUCGAUACGCCGGGUCACGUCGACUUCUCCUGGGAAGUCUCGCGCUCCCUCGCCGCUUGUCAGGGUGCAUUGCUGCUCGUCGACGCCAGUCAGGGCGUUCAAGCGCAAUCCAUUAGUGUCUUCCAUAUCGCGAAAGAGCGUGGGUUGACCAUUAUACCCGUUCUGAAUAAGGUCGACCUCCCCGCAGCGCAACCCGAGCGCAUCGCAGACCAGAUGGCAUCCACCUUCGGCAUCGACCCUACAUCUUGCAUUCACAUCUCGGCGAAGACGGGGUUGGGCGUGGAGAAGGUGCUGCAGGCGAUCAUCGAGAGGAUACCGCCGCCGAAGGCGCCGAGUGAGGGCCCAUUGAAGGCGUUGUUGUUUGACUCGCUGUAUGACCGGUAUAGAGGGGUGAUUUCGCUGCUGAGCAUACAGCAAGGGGUGUUGAGGAAAGGCGACAAGAUACAAUCUACCCACACGCGCAAACGCUACGAGGUGACCGAGCUCGGGAUCAUGCAUCCCGAGGAGAUGCCUGCGACAGGCUUGUUCCCGGGACAAGUGGGCUAUAUAGCGUGCAACAUGAAAGAGAGCGCGGAAGCCCACAUCGGUGACACCCUCCACCGCGUCGGGGCGCCCGUCGACCCCAUGCCCGGCUUCCGCCCCGCCAAAGCCAUGGUCUUCGCUGGCGUCUUCCCCAUCGACAACGCCGACUUCCCAAAGCUCGAGGAGUCCAUACGCCGCCUCACGCUCACCGACCGCAGCAUCGCCGUGCAGCGCGAGUCGUCGAGCGCGCUCGGGCAGGGUUGCCGCCUGGGCUUCCUGGGGACGCUGCACAUGGACGUGUUUCGGCAGCGGCUGGAGGACGAGUACGAUGCGAGCGUGAUUGUGACGGCGCCUACGGUGCCGUUCAAGGUGGUGUGGAAGGAUGGGAAGGAGACGCUGAUUAGCAAUCCGACGGAGUUCCCGGAUAUGGAGGCGAUGGUGUUCAAGAUUAAGGAGGUGCAGGAGCCGGUGGUGAACGCGUCGAUUAUUGUGCCGGAAGAGUACAUGGGCGACAUGAUGGACCUCUGCUUCUCCAAGCGCGGGUCUAAUCUGGAGCACAAGUACCUUGACGCGGGAACGAGCACAUCUGCGCGGAUCAUGAUCACUUGCACGCUGCCGUUGUCGGAAAUUGUGACCGACUUCUUCGACCAGCUGAAGAGCAGGAGUUCGGGCUUUGCAAGCUUUGACUACGAGGACGCCGGUUACGAAGCGAGCGACCUAUGCAAGAUGCAGUUCUUGUUGAACAACAGACCGGUCGAUGCGCUCGCGCUGAUCGUGCACCGGUCAAACGUCGAUGCAGUGGGGCGUGCCUGGGUGAAGAAGCUUCACAAGGUCAUUCCGCGACAAUUGUUCGAAGUGCCGAUUCAGGCUGUCAUUGGCAAACGGGUCAUUGCGCGAGAGACCCUCAGCCAGAUGCGGGCAGACGUGACGGCUGGUCUCUACGGAGGGCACUACGAGCGCAAGCUCAAGCACUUGAACAACCAGAAGGAGGGCAAGAAAAAGAUGAAAAAGAUAGGAAAGGUGGAUCUGCCGCAGGAGGCUUUCUUUGACAUCCUUAGAAAGUAG